Messenger RNA from Fusarium keratoplasticum, 438 nucleotides. Its product is annotated as CVNH domain-containing protein. Bases 1 to 438 code for a protein of 145 amino acids. The transcript is spliced from 3 exons. The record is from RefSeq and is a predicted model, not a curated record. Lineage: Eukaryota; Fungi; Ascomycota; Sordariomycetes; Hypocreales; Nectriaceae.
AUGGACGAAUACGACGCAGAAGAUCCGAGCCUACUCAUACAGAGCAAAAUCAACUUCCACCUCGCCGUCAAAGAGAUCGAACUCAUACAAGGUCACUUUCUGAGGGCCUAUAUUUCUUGGGAUGGGAACUGGAGGCAGGUGACGCUUGACCUGGACUGGUACAUCGGGAACGGCGAGGGCCGCCUUGUCUGGGGUGCGAAGGAUUUCUCUUGGUCAUCUACCAAGGUCGAACUCGCCAAGGCUGUCUACGGGUGGUGCCCCACGCUGUAUGCAACCUCCAUGGAUUCCCGUGGUCGGGCCCUACGCAGCGCCCUCAACUUAGACCAGUGCAUUGGCAUAGAGAACGGUGCCCUUGUUUGCUCUCCCGACAUGCGAUUCGUGGUGGAGCCGGUGGUUAAUGAACGACAGGCGGUCCUCUAUUUCCAAGUGCGAUCCUAG